CACACACACAGUGAGACAGAGCGAAGCAGAGUUCAGAUCAUUCGGUGAUUUUUUUUGAAUCUCUUCUUUCCCGCUCAGUUUCCCGAUUCACCUUGCUUUUGAGGUCCCGAUGGAAGUUGAUAAAGAUAACGAAAGCCAUUUACUUCUCGUUGAUGACUGUGAGUCAAUGAGUACUGUCACUUACGAUUUAUCUCAGAUGUCAAUCGCUUGUCGUCAGGCCGCUACCAAAAUCAGAUUCCAGGACUAUGCCUACAGUAGCUACAACUCUAAGACCCUCUGUAAGAAGAUCAACGAGAGAAUCUCCCGUAUGAAAUGGGAUAGGGAUAAAGCUUUCGAUGAAAUGAUGAAGGCUGUGACUGUUGGUCUUGUGAGAGGAAACAUAUCCGAGGACGAAAUCGAAAAGAUGGGCUGUGGUGGUGGUGGAGAGAUUGUCAGAUUAGCCACUGCUUUUGGCAUCCAAAUCCGAAAGAAUAGCAACGAAAAUACGGCGUGCGAUUCCGACGCUCUGACUUUCGUCAGAUUCCUUUCCUUGUAUCCUCAUUUCGCAAGUCUUUUGUGUCUGAUAAUGCCUAUCCGUUUGACUCAAAAGAUUUCUUGCGAAGGAACUUAUUCCGCGUGCAUUCUGCCUCUAGCAAUGAAGCAUGUUGGCUUUGCUUCUCUCAUUCCUAAGGGCCGUGAUUACAGAGCUAUACGAGGCUAUCUCUCGGUUGCUUUUACUGCUUUCAUGGUCGAGUUUCAUGACGCUACCAAUCCUCCUAACAAAUCGAACCUCAAUCUACAAGCGAAGUUUGCGGAGCAGCUUCGGUUGACUAAAAUUGGUAUCAAGAAAGGGAGAAUGAGCAACGACUAUGAUAGAAUUUUUAUUCUGAAAGUGAUUCUGAUGAACUGCAGAGGUGCACUGGAGAGUGUGUUGAGGGUGGUGGGGAAUGUACGUAGGGCCCACAGUAUGGCGGUGGAGGAAGAUCCUAGGUUGUAUAUUGACGAGAAUGUUUUGGAGGGCGAUGUAUGGAAAAUCGGACGCACUCGUGAAAUUGAAUGUGAAACGGGAGAAAGGGCUGCUAAGGCAAUUAAGAAGCUCAAGAAGAGAUAUCCUGAUUAUGGUAAAGUGGUGAUGGAUCACACUUGCUGCUGCUCUUCUUCAACAGCUGAAGCUGUUUUUUUUCCAGGUUUGACUGGCUUUUCAAUUUGAUUUUAAUAAUUCAAAUAAAUCAUUCAAUUUGAUGAAUUGACACAAUUUGAAUAUGUAAAGGGUUUUUUUGUAUAGUGAGCCCAAAUAUUUUCUUACAUGUCUAUCCUUCUUAUAGUGUCAAAUUUACCUAUUGAAAGAGGGGAGUUUUCGUAAGGCAAUACAUAGUUGAGGGGUUUUUUCG
Erythranthe guttata (spotted monkey flower) is the source of this 1370-nucleotide messenger RNA. Lineage: Eukaryota; Viridiplantae; Streptophyta; Magnoliopsida; Lamiales; Phrymaceae. The record is from RefSeq and is a predicted model, not a curated record.